Molecule: messenger RNA, 1218 nt
Organism: Mollisia scopiformis
Lineage: Eukaryota; Fungi; Ascomycota; Leotiomycetes; Helotiales; Mollisiaceae
Exons: 3
Coding region: 1-1218 (405 amino acids)
Source: RefSeq, a predicted model, not a curated record
AUGAAUCCGACUGCCAACAAUCCAAGUCCUCCAGCAGGCUUCACAUUUUUUCGCAAUGCGCGAGGCGUAUUCGAUUGCCCAGUUGAUGGCUGCGGAAAGUCCUAUAAACAACCAGAAUCGCUGAAAUAUCACAUCAGUAGAUCUCACGUCUUCCCGCAAGAUCCACAGCAUUCAAUUGUUCAGACAACCACUCAAUCCACCCCGCAAUAUGCGCCAGGAGGAAGUCCAUCGCCGACGUUGCAAACAAUACAGCUCAGCCCGAACAUCGCUACUGGAGGACCAAGCAAUAUGGCUAUGGGGAGACGCGGCUCGCAAAUUCAUAAAGUCUCUGCGACUACCAGCAGAACGCCAUCGCCCUUGUCCCAGAGCCAACCUCUGUCAAUCCCACACGAUGAUUCAAGCUCAGAACAGCAAAAUUGGAGCCAGUCUAUCACUUGGCCAGCUCCGACUGUAGCCUUCCUUAAGACACUCAUAAUCAAGCACGGCCUGCUUGGGAUGGCUCAAACCAUCGCAGAGCUAGCCAAACUCAAAGCCAUAUUCCGCGACUUCUACCAAAAAGUCGACUUCCCCACCUACAAACCUCCACACGAAGAUGAGAGGCUCUGGUUACUGUUCAAGUCGAAGGUCAAUGAUAUACAAGUUGAGAUGUUCAAGAACGGCGAGAUAUACAUGGCGAAAAGUGAUUUGAAAUUUUCGAAGCUAUCACAAAGUACUUUGCCAGCGAAUACUCCCAAGACAACGACUCCACCGACAACUCCAACAAUCCCAAGUGACCAACACUUAGAGAGCUUGAGGUUGUGGCAUUCGCUUGACGGCAAUGCUCAAGCAAGACUUUUUCGGGAUCAGCUCCGUACUUCCAAGAAUGCUCAAUCCCUCAUUUACGAAUGGGAAGAAUAUUGCGCAGAAGAUCGUCGUAAGGAGCGAACAUCCGAGAAUGUCCUUGAGCAGCCCAAUCACGAAGCGCGUAUACCGAGCAGCUUUGCUAAUCAUCCUAUCGAUUCGCAAGUCAUAACGCCUCUUGAAACUCCGCCUCCACCUCAACCUUCGAAGCCAAGUGAUCUGAAAUCUUUGAUCGAGAGCCGACUCCGAGAGUCCGAUCUGAAGAGACAACGGGCCAAAGAAGCCGAGAAGGCUCUUGAAGAAGCUACAGCAUCAAAGAAAGUCAGACUUGAACUGCAUGAUAGCAUCUCACUUCAUUCAUCGACAUCGAAAACUUAA